UUCCACUAAUUGUGCACCUUUCUACACGCCCGAGAGCAUCAAGUGGGAAGGGCUGGACACAAAUGAGCCAGGAUGAAAGCAGCAGCCACAAACCCCCGGGAGCUGGAACUGGAACUAGACAAUGAGUUACAAGGCACUAAUAGUUCUGGAUCCUUGGGUAGCCUUGAUGUUCGCAGAAGAAUUCCUAUAAAACUUAUCUCGAAACAAGCAAACAAAGCUAAGCCUGUACCUCGAACUCAAAGAACUGUUACCAGGAUGCCUGCAAAGGCUCCACCUGGUGAUGAAGAGGGCUUUGAUUAUAAUGAAGAAGAACGCUAUGACUGUAAAGGGGGUGAACUGUUUGGAAAUCAGCGAAGAUUUCCUGGACACCUUUUUUGGGAUUUUAAGAUAAACAUCUUGGGUGAAAAGGAUGACACACCAGUUCAUUUCUGUGAUAAGUGUGGAUUGCCCAUUAAAAUCUAUGGGAGAAUGAUACCAUGCAAGCAUGUGUUUUGCUAUGAUUGUGCUAUUUUACAUGAAAAAAAGGGAGAUAAGAUGUGUCCAGGCUGUAGUGACCCUGUGCAGCGGAUCGAGCAGUGCGCGCGGGGCUCUCUCUUCAUGUGCAGCGUUGUGCAAGGAUGCAAGAGGACGUACCUGUCUCAGAGAGACUUACAGGCUCACAUCAACCAUCGCCACAUGAGGGCUGGGAAACCUGCCACUCGUGCUUCACUUGAAAACGUGCAUCCUCCUAUCGCCCCUCCGCCCACUGAAAUCCCUGAUCGCUUUCUCAUGCCUCCAGACAAGCAUCACAUGAGCCAUAUUCCGCCAAAGCAGCACAUCAUGAUGCCGCCCCCUCCUUUGCAGCACGUGCCGCACGAGCACUAUAAUCAGCCGCACGAAGACAUCCGUGCUCCCCCGGCAGAGAUCUCCAUGGCUCCACCUCCACCCCGCUCGGUCAGUCAGGAAACCUUUCGUAUCUCAACAAGAAAACACAGCAAUUUAAUAACAGUUCCUAUUCAGGAUGACUCAAAUUCAGGUGCUAGAGAACCACCACCUCCUGCCCCAGCACCUGCUCACCAUCAUCCCGAAUACCAGGGUCAGCCAGUGGUGUCGCACCCUCAUCAUAUUAUGCCUCCUCAGCAACAUUAUGCACCCCCCCCACCACCUCCACCACCAAUAAGCCAUCCAAUGCCACACCCUCCCCAGGCUGCAGGUACUCCGCACUUGGUGUACAGCCAAGCUCCACCUCCACCAAUGACCUCUGCUCCACCGCCAAUCACCCCUCCCCCUGGACACAUUAUUGCCCAGAUGCCUCCCUACAUGAAUCAUCCUCCUCCAGGACCUCCCCCACCUCAGCAUGGUGGUCCACCUGUAACUGCACCCCCUCCUCACCAUUACAAUCCUAACUCCUUACCCCAGUUUACUGAAGAUCAAGGAACUCUGAGCCCUCCAUUUACACAACCAGGAGGGAUGAGUCCUGGUAUCUGGCCUGCGCCAAGAGGGCCACCACCUCCUCCUCGAAUGCAGGGCCCGCCUUCUCAAACCCCACUUCCUGGACCACAUCAUCCAGAUCAGACAAGAUACAGACCGUAUUACCAAUGAUAAUAGUAUUUUGAACUGAAGAUAUAACAAGGGAAAAAAAAAACUUAAAUAUAGUCAAUCUUUUAAUUAAGCUUUGACUGUUUGGGGAAGGAAAAAUUACCUCUUCUGGGGUGGCUAUAAAACACAUAGUCAUGUUUCUUAAAAUGGGUUUAAAUCCUUGUCCUUAGGGUUGAUCCUGAGUACUAUAUUGUAGUGCAGAUCAGUGGCUCAGCCGAGCACAGCUACGUUUAACAGCUGUUGCCCCAGUGUGGUGCAUUGACUCAGAAGCGACCAUUUGUAAAAAAUUUGAAAAGAAAUAUUCAUUGUUCCAUUUUCAAAAGUAUUGUUUUUGUUAAGCCCAAUGUUUAAUUUUUCUUGUGACACAUUUUGUUAACCUGUGUAAAAGGAUUAAAUUUCAGUAUGGUUGUAAAGAUGCUACUUUCAUGUGAAUUUACGUGUAGCCACGUACUUUUUUUUUUUAAUUAUAUGUUUUACCACUAAUUUCCCAAAGUUACAAUAAAAUCCUAAAAGCAAAAACCCAAGAUUGCUAUAAGGCAGACUGUUACAUGAUAGAGAAUUCGUUCCCGUUUUGGGCACUGAAGUUGGGAGGAAUAGUGAUUGUCUAGUGCACUUCACUUGGCUGCCUUUUCAUGUUUCGACAGCCUCAGGAGCACCCAGAUACAUUCGAUUUCCAGUACCGCUACACCUAGGCUUGUCAUACUAGAGGAUAGUCUAGUCCUUUGGAAAGUGGCCAGUGCUGCAGGCUCCAAGCUGGUGGUGGGAUGCUAUUACUCAGUAAUACUUUAUUUUUACUUCUUGUGAAUGGCUGGAAUCACGCGCACCACACCUAAUGAUCUUAAGUAACAUUUUAUGAUUGCUUAAAUGGUGUUUAGAUGAAGUGUGCUCUCCUGUGCUCAGUGUCUUUAAGUACUUAGGGCUGCAAAGGCUUUAUUUAAAUUCUCAUUUCAUGGUAGUUGGAUUCUGGUUUUAAACUGCAACUUGAAUGCUAUGGAGGAAUUUGAAUAAUGUAUUAAUGAAGAGUGUUUCUUGUAAUCACAAGCUAGUAUUUGCUCAGGUGUUUUUGCCAUGUAAUAAGAAUGUUUCCUCUAACUUGAAAAUUUAGAACUAUCACUUUCUAUUCUUUUUGUUGGUCAAGUAGUCUCCACUUGGAACAUUUUAGCAUGGAGUCAGUAGUGAAGACUACCAGAUAAUUUUGUAUUGGACAAGGGAACAGUAAUGACUAAAUUGUGAAUUUCAGUGCUUUAUAAGGUGCCUUUAGAGUCAGCUUUUGCAUUAUAGGGGAUUGUUACAGUCCAGCUAAGAUAACCACUUAAAAUUUAUACAGAUCUCAUAUGUAUAAAUCUUAUUCUUAGGAUAUUACCAUAUAUCCUUUGAGUUGACUAAACCCCUGUGAAGUUUUUCCUCCCCCCUAAAAUGGUGCAUAAUAUAAACAAUGAUGUGUAGUGUGCAGAUACCAUUUAUUACCUAGUUUGUAGUGUAUAAAUUUAGGAAUUUGUUUUUGACAAAAGGUGAACUGAUUGUUAAUUUACCAUUUUAUUCAGGUACAGGCAAAACAAAUUUUCAUUUUGAAUGAUCAGAUGCAAAAUAGUUUAUGAACUUAGAGCAGAACUAAGAAAUAAUAUAAAUGGGCUAUUUCAAUCUUUACUGGCCCAAAAUUACUGACAGAUUUUUUUUUCUUAAGCAAGUGAUUCUUCGACACUUAGCAGUUGACAGUCUACUUUGUUAAUUAACUAAUGCACUACUUCUAGUGAGAAAUUCUUGUUAUUAGAAGCAUGGGAGUGAAAUAGUGUGAAAUGGUGGUGAGUAUUUCUAUCAUAUUACUGUAGGUACUUGGACUGGUGCAAACUUGAUUCCUCUUCAUGCCCCUGUUUAGGGGCUAUUAGAAUAUUGUUGAAAAUCCAAACCAUUCUUUGUUUCAUAUAAUUAUAAAAUAUCAAAUUCUCAUUAGGGAAUCUCAACUAUUUAUGAAAAGCUCUCCUUUUAUUGAAAACUAUUUGAGUUUGAGAUGGACAAAUAAAAUCAGUAUCAUAAAAUUCACAUGAUGAGAAUUCUUGUAGGCUUUAAAGAUGAUUUAAGUUAGAUUAAACAUGCAGGGAGGCAGAUCAGAUGAAUGUCUUGUAGCAGACAAAGUUUCAGUGGUGUUAGACUUGAAUUCGUUGGUUAAUUGUUUGAAUGAGGGUGGGAGAGCAGAGUGAUAACAAAAUUGAUGUUAGUAUUUCUUAAGGAAAAAGAUGUGAAUCCCAGCCUUAUUUCAGGGAAGCCUUUGAAGCUAUGAUGGACAUAAGUCUCAAUCUAUGUAUGUUUCAUUAUAUUGCUCUUAAGACUACUGAGGUGGCAGUUUAAUUCUUAAACAAUAAAAUGGAAGCAUAAAGACUA
Molecule: messenger RNA, 3957 nt
Organism: Jaculus jaculus (lesser Egyptian jerboa)
Lineage: Eukaryota; Metazoa; Chordata; Mammalia; Rodentia; Dipodidae
Gene: Cbll1
Product: Cbl proto-oncogene like 1
Exons: 7
Coding region: 73-1581 (502 amino acids)
Biological process (GO): protein ubiquitination; regulation of cell adhesion
Molecular function (GO): ubiquitin protein ligase activity
Source: RefSeq, a predicted model, not a curated record